This is a messenger RNA of Struthio camelus australis, 2823 nucleotides long. The record is from RefSeq and is a predicted model, not a curated record. Lineage: Eukaryota; Metazoa; Chordata; Aves; Struthioniformes; Struthionidae.
ACUCUCUGCAUCUUCUCCCCACCCAUCACUCUGCUGACAGCUGUCUGACAGCCUUGGCAGGAAUCUCUACCUGGCCAAGAGCGUGGCAUUUGGUGAGUGGGGGAUUACACACUGUGUAUGUGCCACCCUCACCGUUCCCCCAGGAACUUUCUCCUGCCUCCUAUCUUCUCUAAAUCUCUUUACCAGGUCCUCAUUCACUAGGACACUGGGCACCAGGCAGCUGCUACUACCAAACUGUCUGGAGUCCCGGCAGUCCCUCUUUGCCUGUGGCCUUCACAAGUCCCAGGAGAAGGUGGUCCCAGAAACAGAAAGUGGCUGGGAGGCACAUGAAGUAAGGAGAGCUUUUUCUUUGGGGGGACAGUGGAGGAGGGGGAUAAAAUAGAUGGGGAGGAAAAAAAAAAAGUGAGCGCAAGCGAGUGAGGGAAGAAGCCCUGGCAAGUGUUCAUGAGAGAGAGAAAAAGUGGAAGAAAGGAAAAGAAGGAGAACAAGGGAAAAAGCAGGUGGAAGGAAUAGAACAAGUGAAAAAAAUAUAAGCUAACAAGAGGGAAAGGGUGGCCUGAAAGACAGAGUGGCAGGCUGUUCUUGCCUCCUUGCCUAGCACCUGAUGACAAUGCCUUGAGGAUCCCCUCCAGCGUGCAUACACCUUGCAUCAUAGCAGCAGCAGAUGAGGAGAGACGUGGUUACCCCCAUGUGGAGUCCCUUUCACCCUCUUACGAAACCCCAGUGGCAGAGACAGGGGGCAGCCUAGUGGGAGUGGCAGCAUGGGGGACUCAUCAGAGUCCACCUUGCACAACAAUUCACUGUGGUGGCUAGCAUGUGGGAUGUUAGCCCUUUUGGCCAACUCCUGGAUUAUUCUCAGCAUCACAGCCAAGCAACAGAAACACAAGCCCCUGGAGCUGCUACUAUGCUUCCUUGCUGGGACCCACAUCCUUAUGGCAGCAGUGCCCCUCACCACCUAUGCUGUGGUGCAGCUGCGGCGUGAGUCCUCCGACUAUGACUGGAAUGAAAGCAUCUGCAAGGUCUUUGUCUCCACAUACUACACCCUGGCUCUGGCCACCUGCUUCACAGUGGCCUCUCUCUCCUACCACCGGAUGUGGAUGGUGAGAUGGCCAGUCAACUAUCGGCUGAGCAAUGCCAAGAAACAGGCUCUGCAUGCAGUCAUGGGUAUCUGGAUGGUAUCAUUCAUCCUCUCAACCCUGCCCUCCAUCGGCUGGCACAACAAUGGGGAGCGCUACUAUGCCCGUGGCUGCCAGUUCAUUGUCAGCAAGAUAGGGCUGGGCUUUGGUGUCUGCUUCAGCCUCCUGCUCCUUGGAGGAAUCGUCAUGGGCUUGGUGUGCGUGGGUAUCACUUUCUACCAGACACUGUGGGCACACAGAAGACGCCGGCGGUGCCGCCAUCAGCGGGCAGAGGAAGCGUCAUCCUCCUGUUCUUCCUCAGCACACAACACUUUCAAUGUGCCGGCCAUUGUAGUGGAGGAUGUGCGAGGCAAAAGGAGGUCUUCACUGGAUGGCUCUGAGUCAGCCAAGACCUCCUUGCAGAUGACCAACCUCAUCAGCGCUAUUGUCUUCCUGUAUGACACACUCACUGGGGUGCCUAUCUUGGUUGUGAGCUUUUUUAGCCUGCGCUAUGAUACGGCCCCCACCUGGAUGGUUCUGGCUGUGCUCUGGUGCUCCAUGGUGCAGACCCUGCUACUCCCCUCUUUCAUCUGGUCCUGUGAACGCUACCGAGCUGACCUCCGCACCGUGUGGGAACAGUGUGUGGCUAUCAUGUCUGAGGAAGAUGGAGAUGAUGAUGGUGUAUGUGAGGAUUAUGGUGACAGCAGGAUCUGCAAAGUGAGAUUUGAUGCAAAUGGUGCUGCAGCUGUGAAGCGUGACUCUCGGGACAUCAAGCUGCUGCCCAUGCACCACAUGUUGUUGCCCCAGGACAAGGUGCAUUAUCUCCAGGUCCCUAUCUCCCGGAGAAUGUCACAUGAUGAGACUAACAUCUUCUCCUCCCACCGCUCUGCUCCAUCCUUCCUACACAAGUGGUCUUCAUCUGAUGAUAUCCGCAUCUCCACCCCCCGCAAGCCUGGAGGCCCUGGCUUCUUGCCUCCUCAACUGCAUGACUACCAGCACCGCCAGCGGCCCCCAGAAGAUGAGCUGACAACCCUCCGGCAGUUUCUGGAGGGGGGGCUGAUGCCCCGGGGAUCCAGCUCCAGUGCCUGCUUCUUCCGAGAUGAUAUCACCAUGUUCAUUGAUGAGACGCCACAACCGACCCCAGCCUGCAGCCCACGGCACUCCCAUCUCCUGCUCACAUCCCGCCGCGAUCGCCGCCUCUCACUUGGCAGCAGAGAGGAGGAGAAUACUGACCGGCCGCGGCGCUGCUCGCUGGCUGGCCACGAAGCCUGGCAUCUGCAGGACGGAGAGCAGGCGCCACAUGAAUGGACCCUUGAGGCCUGUGAGGCUCAAACCUUCCAGGAUCCCAAACAAUGAGAGACAACAUCAGAAACAUUCAGUGCCAUCAAGAUUUUUAAAUAAAACUUCAAAUGUUCCCUUAUCCUGGGACCCAAUUAUUAAUUUACAUUCUUGUCUUUCUCGCCAGCAGGCAGGAAACAAGGCAUCUCACAGUUGUGGGGGAAAAAGUGCGACAGAUCUGCAGAACAGAGUGCUACGGAUGUGGACAGUCUGUGCCUGCUCUCAGGUUAUAAACACAACCACCGCUGCGACAGCCACUUGGCACCCUUGCCAGUCCCAUCCCUUUGUGAACUCCACCCUCGCAUUAGCUCUGCCCUAAGAGACAAGGCAGGCACAGGAUGGUAUUAAAAUUCUAUAUUUGGAGUGUCAA